AUGAUAAUAUAAAAAAAUUUGAAAAAUAUAGUGUUAUUAAUUCGGUGUAUUCAAUUUAGACACAAAUAGAGUAAGACUACUUUACAAUGACCAGCCCUACAGACUAGCCUAUUUGGUAAUCGAAGAGUUUCCAUGCUAUUUGUAUCUUUACUUAACGGAUAAAUUUAUUUUAUUAUUUAUCGAAAAUAACGACGUAAUCAAGGAGGUAGUAUCUCAAGUCGAGUAUGUCGCAUCGUGAUUCGUGAAUGUGAAAACACCAACAAAGGAAAAGGCAGAGCUAAGAAAACCACUCGAAAAGACAAAAAACAAUCCCCUAAAGCAAAGCAGGGUUCAAAUUCAAGAAAAGCCUACCAUUUUCUUGAUGGCUACCAUUGAUGAAGAAAUCUCAAUAAAGAAGCGAAGCAGAGCAGGGUUUUCAAAGGAUAUCGAGAUCGUUGACAUUGAAAGGGAUUCGUUUUGUUUUACACCCAUCAAAGACAAAGGCAACUCCAAGACUAACGCGAUCUCUGUCGAACAAUACAGUGAAGAAAGGGACCUUCAACUUGCCAUCAAGCUUUCCACCAUAACUUCCGAUACUAACUUCAUCGAUCUCGACAACUACGAUGAUGGUUUGUUCUUACUUAAUUUCCAGCCCCCAAAGACAGAUUUCGGUAAAAAACGAGAAAAAACAAAGAAACCCUUCUCUCAUCUUUCCGUUACUGAACCAGGAGAGUCAUCAAACUGCAAAACUAACCAAAACCCAUCUUUUACCUGCGAAAUCUGCAUCGAACCCAAGCAACCUAACGAGUCGUUCAACAUCAAAGGCUGUUCUCACGCUUACUGUACAGAUUGCAUGAUCAAAUACGUGGCGUCUAAACUUCAAGACAAGAUUACGGUUAUAAGUUGUCCCGUUGAAAACUGUGAGGGUUUAUUAGAACCUGAGUACUGUCGCAAUAUACUCCCUAAAGAAGUUUUUGAUAGGUGGGGGGAUGCUUUAUGCGAGGCCAUGGUUUUAGGGCUUCAAAGUUUUUAUUGUCCUUACAAAGAUUGUUCCAUGCUUUUGAUCGAUGAUGGAGAAGAGGCCGUGAAGGAAUCGGAAUGCCCGAAUUGUAGGAGACUUUUCUGUGCGCAAUGUAAAGUUCCAUGGCAUGCUGAGCUUGAAUGUGGGGAAUUUCAAAGGUUGCAUAAAGAUGAAAGAGAAAAGGAAGAUAUUAUGUUGAUGAAGCUUGCUAAAGAAAAGAAGUGGGCUAGGUGCCCAAACUGUAGAUUCGUCGUUGAGAGAACCCAGGGCUGUAGGUUCAUGAGAUGCAGGUGUGGAGGUGCCUUCUGCUACGACUGUGGAACAACCCAAGUGGAUAAUCAUCAUCAUUAUUGCUACAAUUGUAAACGUUAAUAUUCCUUGUGUAUAUAUGCUUCCUUCUGCAGAGUAUUCUCUUUGUUAAACUAAUCAUAUUUCUGACAAUGGUUUUUGUUUAUUAUAUAAUUUUAAUAUAUG
This is a messenger RNA of Gossypium raimondii (Peruvian cotton), 1474 nucleotides long. RefSeq names its product E3 ubiquitin-protein ligase RSL1. The coding region runs from base 362 to 1372 and encodes 336 amino acids. Gene Ontology annotation, biological process: protein polyubiquitination; positive regulation of proteasomal ubiquitin-dependent protein catabolic process; ubiquitin-dependent protein catabolic process. The record is from RefSeq and is a predicted model, not a curated record. Gene Ontology annotation, cellular component: cytoplasm; ubiquitin ligase complex. Gene Ontology annotation, molecular function: ubiquitin conjugating enzyme binding; zinc ion binding; ubiquitin protein ligase activity. The transcript has 2 exons. Lineage: Eukaryota; Viridiplantae; Streptophyta; Magnoliopsida; Malvales; Malvaceae.